CGGCCUGACCAGCUGCUGAGAUUCUUUUCUACGAUCCUCACUUUUGAUCGAGGCUACAUUGGCUGUGCUCGUGGGAGAGUUUCCCUACUUGCCGAACCCGACGUCGCACUAGUUGGCGCUCCGAGCAAUCUCUUCUAUGAUUUCCCAUGCCCAUUUCCUGCGGCGCCAGAUGAUCGUCGACUCCUGCGGGGAGCCUGUAUAGUUCUAACUGCUGGGCUGCCUUUUGCCUACUACGAUCCCUUUUCAUUCUCGAAUUUCAUCUUCGGGGAACUUGUGCCAGCUGUUGGUUUUGGCGACCGUCGUUACACACACCAUGCCGGCAACAGUGCCGCCGGUCAAUGAUGACCCGGACAAAAACACCCUCCCGGAUUUCGUGGAUAGUGAACAGGAUGCGGAAGGAGAAGAGGAGACAGACCUGUUUCAGAUGGAUCAGCAGCUUCAGGAUGCGGUGCACCGCGCCCUCUCAGGUGAACCCAUCGACAUCGCGGCGGCAGCUGACCCUGGAACUGAUCAGGAUGCUGAAGGAGAAACCGACAUCGAGAUGGACGUGAAUGGCGCUCCCUUGGAUGCCGAGCCGGUUGGCGCAGUGAAACUACCCAAAAAUGCUUCUUUUGGGGACGAAGAAGAUGUGGUUAUGAGUUCAGCAGACGCGGAGGCGGACGCAGACGAAGAUCCGGCUUCGGAGCAUAAUAGCGACAGCGAACACGAACAAGAUGGUUCGAGCUCGUCAUCCAGCAGUCAGGAAUCGGACGAUGAGUGGGAAGGCGAGAGCAAUGACCAUGAGGAUGCGGAGGCGGAGAACACGGUUCGCGGCAACUGCAUAUUCUGCGGACAAGACGAAGACAACGACCCCGGUGAAGAGUAUGAAGAAUAUUUGACCUGCGGAGUCUGUGGCGAUCACUCUCAUCGACAAUGCGCCCGGGAACAGAGUGCAUUGGACGACGCGGAAGCCAAUUCAUGGCGAUGUCCGACUUGCGUCCGAGAGAAGCUGAGACCCACCCCCAACGAGAGAGCGCCGAUUCAACGGAAGAAUCGAGCCAAGAACAUGCGCAAGGAGCUGCUACCCGCCCAUACUGGCGAAGAAGGCUCCGAUUUUCACUCGAUCUUCAACACAGUCACGGUCAAUGAUGAACUUUUAAACAGCUCUCGGUCGCUGCGUAAAAGAAAAGCUCUUUCGACGUCGGUGGAGGCAGAUGAGCAUGCGCCUGUCCUACGUAAACGCCAACGGCAGGCCUCAUUGCGCUCCGAUCGGGCCAUCUCCCGGGAAAUAAAAGAUGUGGUUGAUGGCAUGUCGCCUGUUCGAACGCGGUCUCGUCGCACGCGCAAGAGUGAGCCGGAGAAUUGUCGUGUAGUGUUGAAGCAGUUUGGACGUCUCGUGUUAGCCUUCCGCCUGGAUGAGGCCAGACUAACCAAAGUCUUCAAUACUCGGAGCAGGUCUCAAACGCGAAACCACCGGACUCCUAAACCACCCCCGGUGGCUCCUGAGCCCCAAACCCAUUUUGCCCCCAUCACACCUGUCUCCUACUAUACCCCCUUUUACUCUUUCAAUGACCGUGAGAUGGAUGAGUCCAAGUCUAAACCUUACGGAGGCAUUCUCACUGAUGUCGACGCGGAUACCUCGAAGACGUUGCCCACGAAUCUCGAUCGCGAAAAAUUUGAAGUAGCCCGUCACAGAGCAGAGGAGGAAUGGCGACGGAGAAUCAUGCAGACCGAAACCAGCGGCGAAACCGUACAACAUGCGUCACAAAAGGUCUCCGGCCCUCCUUCGAGAAUCAAAUACAUCAACUUCGGUGGUUAUGAGAUCGAGACCUGGUAUGCUGCUCCCUAUCCGGAAGAGUAUAGCCGCAACCGAGUUCUCUAUAUUUGUGAAUUUUGCCUGAAGUACAUGAACUCGGAUUAUGUCGCCUGGCGUCAUAAGCUAAAAUGCCCGGCGAAGCAUCCGCCGGGCGACGAAAUCUACCGUGAAGGGUCAAUAUCUAUUUUCGAGGUGGACGGGCGGAAGAACCCGGUGUAUUGCCAGAAUCUCUGCCUUCUUGCAAAGCUUUUUUUGGGGUCUAAGACUCUUUACUACGAUGUCGAACCUUUCCUCUUUUACGUCAUGACUGAGUACGAUGAUCUGGGAUGUCAUUUCGUUGGGUACUUCAGCAAAGAAAAACGUCCUAGCUCCGCCAACAACGUCUCGUGCAUCUUGACGCUCCCUAUCCAUCAACGGAAAGGUUAUGGAAAUCUACUCAUUGACUUUUCCUACCUGCUUACGCGCAUUGAGGGUAAGACAGGGUCUCCGGAGAAGCCCCUGUCUGAUAUGGGAUUGGUUUCCUACAGAAACUACUGGCGCCUCAUUCUAUCCUAUCAACUACGAAACCAAAAGAGCCCUCUCAGUAUCGCCGACAUCUCAGAACGCACAGGCAUGACAGCCGAUGAUAUCGUGUCGGGCCUGGAAGCAUUGCGUGCUCUUGUGAGAGAUCCUGUGACGAAAACUUAUGCUUUGCGCCUUGACUACAAAUACUUUGAGGAGUGCAUUGAAAGUUGGGAGAGCAAGGGCUACGUUCAGCUCAAUCCGGACGCCCUCGUCUGGACACCUUACAUCAUGGGUCGAAGCAAUCAAUCACAAUUCGAUCGAGCUCCACUACAUGCAGUGGCCCCCCGCGAAGGGUUAGACGACGAAGAGAGCGAGGAUGUGAAAGAGUCCGGGGACGAGGAAGAGCAACCACUCUCAGCUGAUAUCGACAUGUCGAAAGAAGAUAGCACGGCUCCACCCGUCAUUAAUGGGACCGUUGACCUAGAGUCAAAGCAAAUUCCGCAAGAGCCGGCGGGACCUCCUUCGACAGAUGCACUGAUGAGCAGCGGUGGCCUCGGUCAAAUAGCGGCCACUUCUGCAGAGUCCAGUACCUCGGCUGGAUCUAAACCCGCUGAUGGCAUACCUGCCUGGAGAUUCGAGGUCUGGCCACCUGUUCAAGCCCCCUCCUACAAAAGGCGUGGCGGGCGACCGUGGGGCAGCCGGACAAACCUCAAGAUGGUUUCAACCCCUACGACCGUCCGAACAAGCGGUCGCAACACCCCUCGUAGAUCAUCAGUGCUAGCAUCCAUGACUCCCAGUGCGAAUCAGAUGAGUGUCCGCCGUGGCCGAAGUGCCAAACUUAUGGAAUCCCCUGCCGUCGAUUCUGGUAGCGGAGAGCCACCUGGCGCCGAGAAUGAUCAAGGCAAGGACAUCGAAAACCUGAGAGCCGGUCACCCGGAAGAGCUGUCCCCGACUGCCAUGCCGUUGGAGACCGAGGACCAAGUGGAUCGGACUGCUGAGGCGGAUGCAACGCCUCAGUUAAAUGGUAGCCGGGACUCGGAACGUGGAGCGGAGGGCCAAAGCGGCGAGACUCAAUUACUAGAAGCGCCUGCAACAGUCAAGAAGACAAAGGUCAACAAGUCUGUGAAUCGGAAACCAUUGGUUGAACAGCUUGAAGUGGUCAUUCCUGCCGACGACCAAAUCCACGCAAAUGGUAUACCGGAGCAAAGCCUAGUCAACGGAACUGAUGCCGAUGGCGAUGUUGUGAUGGACACCUGAUCUCUCCCAUUUUGGCGACGAAAAAUUUAGACGGAAUGGAUGCAGUCAUGGAUCCGAAUUCGAUCUGUUUCCCUCUAAAUGGGGGCGACUCGGGGCGUUAUGCAUUACUCUUGAGCGGAUGGUUUGUUUACACGCGAUUUCUAAGGGGAGGGAACAUGUUUCAUGACCAGGAUUGUUGGCUUCCUGCUUUUGUUGUACCUUGCAAGCACGGAGUGGGCUGGAAAACCCGGAGUUUUUUUGG
Molecule: messenger RNA, 3797 nt
Organism: Aspergillus saccharolyticus JOP 1030-1
Lineage: Eukaryota; Fungi; Ascomycota; Eurotiomycetes; Eurotiales; Aspergillaceae
Product: putative histone acetyltransferase
Exons: 5
Coding region: 314-3556 (1080 amino acids)
Biological process (GO): regulation of DNA-templated transcription
Molecular function (GO): histone acetyltransferase activity
Source: RefSeq, a predicted model, not a curated record